CAGAAUCUAGACAAGUGAUGUCAAAGGCCCAGUCCUAUCAGGGAAGAAUUCAGGAUGCUUGGUUCACUGAACCAACACAGCAGAUGAUGUCACAAAUCCAAUUGCUCAGUCAAGAUGGACAGUCCACCAUCACAGAACAAAUGACAGAAGACAAUCAAAGUGUUGGUUUGGAAAGCCACUGUGACAUUCUGUCAGCAGGACCAGCUAACGCACCUAGAGUCCGUCUGCCUACAGGCCGACUAGUGCCGGGUCAAUGCACACCAGCAGAGAGGGCCAUCUUAGAGAUGCUGGGGGAACUGCAGCUCCAGGUCCAGCAUCUCACUUCUGUUAUUACCCAAAGAGGCCCCUUUUUGGGUAACAGCAGCCUGAAGAUGCCACCUGCACCAGCAGAUAAAGAGGAAGAAGAUGGACUUCCACUGGAAAGCAUUCAGGCCUUGAAUGACUUUGAAGUCCAUCUUCAAAACAAGAUCUUCAAGCAAAAAUUGGUGUCAAAACUGUCACUGGUUGGGGAACAAACACUUAAAAAAACAGUGUGGCGGAUUUGUGGUGGCAAAGUGUUUGCUCCUCAACUAGCUGUGCAGUUGAACUGGUGUGGCAGAGGAGAGAAAACGGCCAUCAAAAACACACACCUGAAAGACACAAUUGUCUUAUCAGCAAUGAGAAACCCGCUGCUCCCCACUCCAAAUGAGGCUGAAGCUGAGAAGAUCAUUAAAGAGUGGCUUCGCCUUUCCAGUGACAGGCUCAGAAAAAGGCAGCGAUAGUUUUUACAUUUAUUUUAUGUUUUAUAUAUAUAUAAUAGUUUAUGUAUAUAUAAAUACUUGUAAAUAUGUUCUGUUUUUUUAAAGUUAAGGCUAAGUUAGUAGUAUGUAAGUUAUUAUAUAUUUAUAUGUGUAUGUUAAAAUAAGAAACAUUUUAUAUCAAAUGUUUUACAUAA
Molecule: messenger RNA, 934 nt
Organism: Trichomycterus rosablanca
Lineage: Eukaryota; Metazoa; Chordata; Actinopteri; Siluriformes; Trichomycteridae
Exons: 8
Coding region: 18-761 (247 amino acids)
Source: RefSeq, a predicted model, not a curated record